UUUUCUUCUACUUGAUCUAUAAUUGUCAAUUUAUCAGUAUUUAGUAUUUACAAAUUGUAGUUGAUAACUUGAUAAUUCUUCAUUCUUCAAAAAGUUAUAUCACAUACACUACAAAACAGCAAAGUUUAACCAUAUUAGAUUAAGGAUUCAGUUGUAAACUAUAAAUAAUGUCUCCGAAGGUUACCAAAAUCAAACUCAACAAUGGUAUGGAACUGCCAAUGAUUGGUCUUGGAACUUAUGCAAGAAAAUGGGAUGCAGGGGAUUGCCAACAAGCUGUGGAGUGUGGCAUAGACUUAGGCUACAGGCACAUUGACACUGCAUCUGCAUAUAAGAAUGAAGAGGAGGUGGGACAGGGCAUACUUAACAAGAUUAAAAAUGGAAAUGUAUCUCGUAAUGACCUUUUUGUUACAACUAAGUUGUGGAACAAUAAUCAUGGACAGAAUGAAGUAGUUCCGGCAUUGAAAGAAUCUUUAGAAAAACUGAAACUAGAUUAUGUGGACUUGUAUUUAGUUCAUUGGCCUAUCUCAAUCAAUAAUAACGGAGAAGACAAAGGGACAGACUACUUAGAAACUUGGUUGGGAAUGGAACAGGCUUUACAGUUUGGUCUCACCAAAGCAAUCGGUGUUUCUAAUUUUAAUGAAGAACAACUGGACCGACUGCUCAAAGUAGCUAAAGUUAAACCUGUUGUCAAUCAAAUUGAGAUCAACCCCACUCUAACUCAACAUAAAUUGGUGGACUUCUGCAAGAGUUCAAACGUUCAAGCGGUGGCUUACACCCCUCUGGGACUCAUAUCCGAUGCUCGGCCUGAGUAUGCACAUCUCGAUCGGAUCAAGACUGAUCCAAAAUUAGAAGCAUUAGCUGCCAAGUAUGGCAAAACUCGGGCCCAGAUAGCACUGAGAUACUUGGUUCAACGUGGUAUCGUGGUUAUCCCGAAGUCUUUUACGAAAUCCCGUAUGGAGGAGAACUUGAAUAUUUUCGAGUUCGAACUGAGCGAUGACGAAAUGGCGCUAGUGGACAGCUUCAACAUUGACCAUCGGUGUGUGCCGGCCACUUCCUUCGCUCACCAUAAGCAUUACCCCUUUUAGUGUAAUUUUGGGCAAUGUUAUGGGGUUUCGGGAUAGCCAGUGAAUGUAUUCUAGUAGGGCUUCGAAUUGAAAACCAAUGCUUACCUUAAGAUGCAGUAAGCUGUCUCUCUCUUUAGAGAUUUUAUAUGUAACGCGAGAAGAUGGUUGUGAUUUAAAGAUCCCCAGCUGUGAUAGACUUCAAUUUAAGGUAAAUGCUAUUAUAUUUUGUUCAUUUGGUGAUAAUAAAAUUUGUUUUUAUCCUG
This is a messenger RNA of Pieris brassicae (large cabbage white), 1327 nucleotides long. RefSeq names its product aldo-keto reductase AKR2E4-like. Gene Ontology annotation, molecular function: aldose reductase (NADPH) activity. The record is from RefSeq and is a predicted model, not a curated record. Gene Ontology annotation, cellular component: cytosol. Lineage: Eukaryota; Metazoa; Arthropoda; Insecta; Lepidoptera; Pieridae. The transcript is spliced from 7 exons. Bases 168 to 1085 code for a protein of 305 amino acids.